Messenger RNA from Ochotona curzoniae (black-lipped pika), 2706 nucleotides. RefSeq names its product sarcalumenin (gene SRL). Bases 1 to 2706 code for a protein of 901 amino acids. The transcript is spliced from 7 exons. Gene Ontology annotation, molecular function: GTP binding. The record is from RefSeq and is a predicted model, not a curated record. Lineage: Eukaryota; Metazoa; Chordata; Mammalia; Lagomorpha; Ochotonidae.
AUGGUGAGCCAGUGCCAGCCCUGUGAAACUGACCAAUCAUAUUCUAAUCAUUUAGAACUGCAAGUCCCUGCUUCGGGUGGUACAGAAGAUGUUGGCAAUUUGUUGGAGAAUCAUUUCUCUGCUGGAGACGCAAGUCUAGAGGAGAAAGAAAGGGCCCUGUAUGCAGACGCGGCCCCAGGAGAUGAGACCCUGCUCCUUCACUACCCAGACAGCAGGGCGGCCAAGAGUGCGGAGUGGACCACCGCCGCUGGGGCCCCUCCAGCUGCCACCGGCCCGGGCUCCGAGUCCGAAGCCAGCCUCCCCAAUGCCUCAGCCACUGAGUCAGCUCCAUCUGGGGAUGCCGCGGGGCCUGGGGAAGAGCAGGGCCCAGCAGCAGCGAGCACCCUUCCUGCAGGAAGGGAUAAAGGGUCCUUGCAAGAGGAGAGGCCAGAGCUCAGUUCGGGAGAGGGACCAGGAGAGGAAGUGACUGGGCAGGAGCCCUGCUUGCAGGGAGCUGCCAGCGGGGAAAUAAAAAGCCAGGCUGGGAGUGGCAAGGUUCCUGAGGAAGCUGAAGGGAUCCUAGGGGACAACCCGGAGCAAGGAGCAGCUGCAGAGACGGCAGAGUCUGAAGCCACCACAGCCUCCCCUGCCUCAGAGGACCAGGAGAGCCACACACUGGAGAUAGAAGACAAAGGCCACGCCAGGUUAGAUGGAGCCCCCCAUGCUGUGGAAGAAGGGCUGGAGGCGGAUGUGGACACAGAAGCCAGGCAGGAGGCUGAGGACCGGCAGCAGGUCCACACCUUGGAUACAGAAGGUGAUGGCGUCCCUGGGCAUGGCCAGGGGCCCACAGAACCAGAUGGAGCUGCCAAUGUUGUGUCUGUGGAAGAAAUUUCAGAGGCUGACGUGCAUGCAGAAGUCAGGCAGGGGGCUGAGGACCAUGAGAAGCGCCAUCCCAGCCAGGAGACUGGCCCCGCUGCGGAGGCCAGCACUACGUCUGUGGGCACCCAGAGCUCCGAGGCAAGGAGCAUGGAGGGGGACCACCCUGCUGAGAGCCAGGCACCAGUGAUGCCCAAGGAGGAGGAGGAAGAGGAGGCCUCCUCUGAAGAAGAGGGUGAUGAGGAAGGUGAAAGUGAGGAAGAUUCUGGAGAAGACAGCGGUGAUGGAGCCAGCUCAGAAGAAGCAGGGGCUGCCUCUGAGGAGGCUCGGGAGCCCUUGGAAGCAGGAGGAACUGCAAGCCUUGCCGGGGGAGAGGGUCAGCCUGGCAUGGAGGACUUGAAUUCCAGGCCUGCAGGCAGCAAGGACACUGAGCCAAAGGAACCUGGAGAGGGACAUGAGGGCUCAGGGAGUUCCCUAACUGCCCCCCAGGAAGAGACAGAAGAUGUGAGUGAGGAAGCCCCGAUGAGGGAUCGAUCGCACAUCGAGAAGACCCUGAUGCUGAAUGAGGACAAGCCGACUGAUGACUACUCAGCGGUACUGCAGCGGCUCCGAAAAAUCUACCAUUCGUCUAUCAAGCCCCUGGAGCAGUCUUACAAAUACCACGAGCUGCGCCAGCAUGAGAUCACAGAUGGGGAAAUUACUUCCAAGCCUAUGGUGCUAUUCCUGGGACCGUGGAGUGUUGGUAAAUCCACCAUGAUAAACUACCUCCUUGGGUUGGAAGAUACACGCUACCAGCUCUAUACAGGUGCCGAGCCCACCACCUCAGAGUUCACGGUCCUCAUGCACGGGCCCAAGUUGAAGACCAUAGAGGGCAUUGUCAUGGCUGCAGAUAGUGCCCGCUCCUUCUCACCCCUUGAGAAGUUUGGCCAGAAUUUCCUGGAGAAGCUCAUCGGCAUCGAGGUUCCCCACAAACUUCUGGAGCGGGUCACUUUUGUGGACACACCAGGCAUCAUUGAGAACCGCAAGCAGCAAGAAAGAGGUUAUCCCUUCAACGAUGUGUGCCAGUGGUUCAUCGACAGAGCCGACCUUAUCUUUGUUGUCUUUGACCCCACCAAGCUGGAUGUGGGCCUGGAGCUGGAGACCCUCUUCCGCCAGCUGAAGGGGCGUGAAUCCCAGAUAAGGAUCAUCCUGAACAAGGCCGACAACCUGGCCACGCAAAUGCUUAUGCGGGUUUAUGGAGCCCUCUUCUGGAGCUUGGCCCCUCUCAUCAACGUCACGGAGCCCCCGAGGGUUUACGUCAGCUCCUUCUGGCCACAGGACUAUAAGCCCAAUACUCAUCGUGAACUGUUUCUCAAAGAAGAGAUCUCCCUCCUGGAAGACCUGAACCAGGUGAUCGAGAACAGGUUGGAGAACAAGAUUGCCUUCAUCCGCCAGCACGCCAUCCGGGUGCGUAUUCACGCCCUCCUGGUCGACCGCUACCUGCAGACUUACAAGGACAAAAUGACCUUCUUCAGCGAUGGAGAACUAGUCUUUAAGGACAUUGUGGAAGAUCCUGAUAAAUUCUACAUCUUCAAGACUAUCCUGGCAAAGACCAACGUCAGCAAAUUUGACCUUCCCAACCGCGAGGCCUAUAAGGACUUCUUUGGUAUCAAUCCCAUUUCCAGCUUCAAACUCCUCUCCCAGCAGUGCUCCUACAUGGGAGGUUGCUUUCUGGAGAAGAUUGAGCGGGCCAUUACUCAGGAGCUGCCCAGCCUCCUGGGGAGCCUGGGGCUUGGGAAGAAUCCAGGUGCUCUCAACUGUGACAAAACAGGGUGUGGCGAAACCCCCAAGAACCGCUACAAGAAGCACUAG